Thamnophis sirtalis is the source of this 1282-nucleotide messenger RNA. RefSeq names its product interleukin 1 receptor associated kinase 1 binding protein 1 (gene IRAK1BP1). The record is from RefSeq and is a predicted model, not a curated record. NCBI's taxonomy places the organism in Eukaryota, Metazoa, Chordata, Lepidosauria, Squamata, Natricidae. Gene Ontology annotation, biological process: immune response; positive regulation of canonical NF-kappaB signal transduction.
GCCAAAUGCCGCCGCCGCUCUCUCCAGCUCGGGUGUUCGCUGAGUUGGUGUCCCCGCCCGUCGCCUCCGGCACGGCAGACGACGAGCCUCCCAGAGCCGCCGAAGGAGGGCCGUUUGGGAGGGAGGUUCACGUGAGCGGCAGCGCGGAACUCAGCGCCGGACCCGAUCGGGCCAAAGUCACGGUUUAUUUGAGAAGCAGGAAAGGGGAAGCCGGCGCAGCGCGGGGCAGCGUCACUCGCAGACUCGACUACGUCGCUCAGACGGUUCGGCAGCGCGGAGGCAUCUCGGAAAAUGAUGUGACUGUGACAAAAAACUUCAGUAGAAUAGACAAUUCGUAUAAGAUGGAAGCCGAGGUUUGCAUUAUAUUUACUGAUUUUGGGAAAAUGCAAGAUACAUGUAAUCAUCUAGUUGAGAAACUAGACAAAUCAGUUAUCAUCAGCUCACCUCACUUUUACCAUACGAUGGAGGCUGUAGAUGCCCUUCGGAGGCAGGUAUGCGUUUCUGCGGUUAGAAGUGCUCAGCAAAAAGCUCAAGAAGUUUGCCAGUUGUUUGGACACGCCCUGGGGAAGCCUUUGCUAAUCAAGGAAGAAGAGGUAAAGGAGUCAGAAGGUCAUAUUGAGGAUCAUACAGACAAUUCUUCAGAUUUAUUCAGUUUUCAGCAGAAACUCCAAAGUGCCACCAUCCACGUUUCUUCAAGAGUAUUUGCUAUUUUUGAAAUAAAGGGAGAGAAGAAGAGGAAAAAGACUGCUCUUAUAAAAGGCAACUAAUUAACCCCUGAAGCCAUUAAUUAGACUUUCUUUAUGAAGAAGAAUGUACUCAGGAAGCUCUACUUGAUUUUCCAUAGUCUUACAUUUAAAAUUACAGUUGAAGUAAAAACUCCUUUUAUUGAAUGGGGUGAAAAAUGUGGAACCCUGCCAGUGUUUUUAAAAAGUCAUUGCUAUUCAGAAAAUUAAGGGAAAGCUUUAUUUAGCAAUCAUAUAGUGCGAGAAAAUGCUCAUUGAGCAUGAUUUGAAAUAAUUACUGACCCAUUCUGUUGCUCGACAAGGCAAACAUAGGUAGAUGUACCUUACAGUCCCUUUGUCAGUGGGUUCUGCCUUUUUAGAUUACAACUUCUGGGAAAUUGUAAUCUAAACUGCACAGAAUUACCUUUAUAUAGCAGCCAGUUGUCCUAUUAUGUACAACUUUAAGACUUAAAAAUUUAUUCUAUUAUUCAUGCAGCAGUACAUAUGUCUGGUUUGGUCCAAAGCAAUAUGCUUUUUAAAUAAAGUAUUUGUACAACAGC